Pieris macdunnoughi is the source of this 1185-nucleotide messenger RNA. Lineage: Eukaryota; Metazoa; Arthropoda; Insecta; Lepidoptera; Pieridae. The record is from the annotation of a GenBank genome assembly.
AUGAAUAUUAUAUUCAAUUUCAUAUAUUUUUUAAUUGUAUCCAUUAACUGUGAUGAUAUAAGGAGAAUAUUACCCUUUCCAAGAUUAAGAGAACAAAUUGAGGAAGUAACGAUACAAGCUACGUCAUCUGAAAGUCCUGAUUCCAAUUUGGUUUCAUUCCUCGUUCAAAAUGUUAAAGAAAUAUUUGGGGCUGCUGAUGAACCCACCGUUUUAGUUGACAAAGAAAUUGAUGCGACUACAACAGAAUUUGAAGUUACGACUGAAACAGAAUCUGUAGAUAGAGAAAAAAUUCUGAAUAAGAUAAAUAUCUGUCAUAAAAAUGUCUCGGGAGUAAUUAUUGAUGAAUGUACUCGAGAAAAUAUUCUAGAUAGCACAAAUGAAGAACUAACAGUAACGACAGAACAAUUUUCAAAAGACCGAGAUGUUAUUGUCAUACCUGAAAGCGAGGAAAUAAAGCUUAAUCCUCUUGAAUCGUGGUAUUCUAAAGACCGAGAAGAAACAAGUUCUUUACCUAUACCUACACCGAACUAUAAUGCGUCAACAAAAAGAUCGUGUAUUUUUUGCAACAACGUUGAAGUGGAGUAUUGUGACGAUCCGAAAAAUAAAUUAAUAUCUUCAAUCGUAUGUGAACAAGAUGAAGAUCUAUGUUAUUCUCAACACACUCCAUUCGGUUUAGUCGAUCGUGGUUGUUUUAAUAUAAACCGUAAUAUAACCACGUAUUUCUGUUCUUGUAAUCUCUGUAACUACAUUGCGAUUUCGGAAAUGCCGCACAUAUUUUCAAGGAAACAAGAUUGGAUAGAAAAUGUUAAAGAAAUGUCCAGAUUAAAACGAUUCAGGCGGUCCAUUUUCAAAGACAUGUCGUGCUUGCGAUGUGAAAUUAAUGGUACUACUAAGAGUGGAGAUAUUUUAUAUAGCACUAAUUGUUUGGAAGGUAACAUAGGGUCCUUACCACUUCAAUUAUGUGCGAAAAAUGAGAUUUGCGCAGUAAAAGCCAUUCGCAGUGAAGGAUAUAUGUGGCGAGGCUGCGUGUCCAAACCACUUUAUAACUAUUGGUGGACACUUUGCGAUACUGACCUUUGUAACUACGAGGCAUUAGUAAUGAUUCCAAGUGGAAAGCUCACACGACUGCAGACCGCAGAUUCAAACCGCUGGUCUGGAAUAUUAGAUGUCUCCUUGAUAGAUUAG